AUGGUCGCCGCUAAGAAGCACAUCACGAUCGUGAAGAAGCGCACCGCGCCCUUCAAGCGCCACCAGAGCGACCGCUUUAUGCGCGUUGGUGAGAGUUGGAGGAAACCCAAGGGUAUCGACAACAGGGUGAGGAGGAGGUUCAAGGGCCAGGCUGCUAUGCCAAAGAUCGGCUAUGGCUCCAACAAGAGGACGCGCCACAUGAUGCCCUCCGGCCACAAGGCUUUCCUCGUCAACAACAUCCGGGACGUCGACCUACUGCUCAUGCACAACCGCACCCACGCCGCAGAAAUCUCACACGCAGUCUCCUCGCGGAAGAGGAUCGAAAUCAUCGCGAGGGCCAAGCAGCUGGGCGUGAAGGUCACCAACGGCAAGGCCAAGGUCACAACUGAGUCGUAG
Messenger RNA from Coniosporium apollinis CBS 100218, 396 nucleotides. Its product is annotated as 60S ribosomal protein L32. The transcript is spliced from 4 exons. The record is from RefSeq and is a predicted model, not a curated record. Gene Ontology annotation, molecular function: structural constituent of ribosome. Gene Ontology annotation, biological process: translation. Gene Ontology annotation, cellular component: ribosome; cytosolic large ribosomal subunit. NCBI's taxonomy places the organism in Eukaryota, Fungi, Ascomycota, Dothideomycetes. The coding region runs from base 1 to 396 and encodes 131 amino acids.